Mesoplodon densirostris (Blainville's beaked whale) is the source of this 1989-nucleotide messenger RNA. It is a transcript of the gene TBCE, whose product is annotated as tubulin folding cofactor E. Gene Ontology annotation, biological process: protein folding. Bases 200 to 1786 code for a protein of 528 amino acids. Gene Ontology annotation, molecular function: alpha-tubulin binding. The transcript is spliced from 18 exons. The record is from RefSeq and is a predicted model, not a curated record. NCBI's taxonomy places the organism in Eukaryota, Metazoa, Chordata, Mammalia, Artiodactyla, Ziphiidae.
CCACAGCCGGAAGCUGCCUUGGGGCAAGACGCGAGGCGGGGGCCGCCGCUCAGACCACCCUGGCGGACCGCGGGUAGGAUAUUCUCACUGUGAGCCUGAUCUGCAAGGUGGUCCCCUUAGGCUGAGCCCUGGCCCAGAGCUUCACACUGACUGUGGGGCCUGUUUAUCUCCUCAUAUUUUGGAUUCUGGCAAUGUUAUAAUGAAUGACACUUUGACAUCAGAUGUCAUUGGUCGGAGAGUCGAAGUUAAUGGAGAACAUGCAACAGUGCGUUUUUCUGGCGUUGUCCCUCCUAUGGCAGGACUCUGGUUAGGAGUAGAAUGGGACAAUCCCGAGAGGGGAAAGCAUGAUGGAAGCCACGAAGGGACUGUGUAUUUUAAAUGCAGGCACCCAACGGGAGGUUCCUUCAUUCGUCCAAACAAAGUAAAUUUUGGAGUAGACUUUCUCACUGCAAUUAAGAACCGCUAUGCGUUAGAGGAUGAACCAGAGGAAGAGAGAAAAGAGCAAAUUGUUACAAUUGGAAAUAAACCUGUGGAAACCAUUGGUUUUGACUCUGUUGUAAAACAGCAAAGUCAGCUGAGCAAGUUGCAGGACAUUUCUUUGAGGAACUGCGCAGUAAAUGGUCCUGGUGACAAAGGAGGAAUUGCCAAAGCUUGUCCUAAUGUUAGAAGCAUAGAUUUGUCAAAAAACCUGUUGUCAUCAUGGGAUGAAGUCGUAGAUAUUGCUGAUCAGCUCAAGCACCUGGAAGCCCUUAAUCUCAGUGAAAACAAACUAAACUUUCCCUCCGGUUCACCAUCUCCAACUGGAACAUUUUCUGCACUGAAGGUUUUAGUCCUUAACCGGAUAGGAAUCACAUGGACGGAGGUGCUCCGCUGCGCCUCCAUGUGUCCUGUCCUUGAGAAACUGUACCUUGAGUCCAACAGUAUCGUCAUUUCAGAAAGGCCGACUGAUGCUCUACAGACGGUCAAGUUGUUAGACCUUUCUUCUAAUCCAUUAAUUGAUGAGAACCAGCUGUUUCUAAUAGCAUAUCUGCCCAGAUUAGAACAACUAAUCCUUUCUGACAUUGGACUUUCUUCUAUACAUUUUCCAGACGCUGGAAUUGGGUGCAAAACAUCAAUGUUUCCUUCCUUGCAAUACCUUGUACUAAAUGACAAUCGCAUAUCACAGUGGUCAUUUAUCAACGAGCUGGAUAAGUUACAGAGUCUGCAUGCGCUGUCCUGCACCAGAAACCCCCUGACUGAAAGCAGCAAAGACGCACAGACCACACGGCAGUUCAUCAUCGCCAGGAUUGGUCAGCUGAGGACCCUGAACAGGUGUGCGAUUCAGCGAGAAGAAAGGCGUGGGGCUGAGCUUGAUUACCGAAAAGCAUUCGGAAAUGAAUGGAAAAAGGCUGGUGGACAUCAAGAUCCAGACAAAAACAGACCAAACGAGGAAUUUCUUGCAGCCCAUCCUAGAUACCAGUCACUCUGCCUCAAAUAUGGUGCACCUGAAGAUGGGGAACUCAAAGUGCAACAACCAUUUUUGCUCAAAAACCAGCUACUAACACUGAAGAUAAAACAUCCUAAUCAACUUGAUCAGAAAGUCAUAGAGAAACAACUGCCAGAAUCCAUGACAAUUCAAAAGGUGAAAGGCUUGCUGUCACGUCUUCUCAAAGUUCCUGUGUCAGAACUUCUGUUGUCCUAUGAAAGUCCCAAAAUGCCGGGCAGAGAGAUUGAACUAGAAAAUGAUCAACAGUCAUUACAGUUUUAUUCUGUGGAAAAUGGAGACUCUCUACUAGUGCGAUGGUAACAGCCAACUAAUAAAAUUCAGAAGUUAGACCGCUUAUUGUGACGGGGGUUCACUGGAAAUAAAUGACUUAUUGGGACAAUUCAGUCCAAAAAAAUGAGGUUUUACAAGUUGCCCUAAGUGUAAAACAGCUGUAUUUUUCACAGGGAAGAGACCGUUUCCAGGCUUGUAUAUAACAGCCCUAAUAAAGGCUUUGCACCUAGUAA